This is a messenger RNA of Lycium ferocissimum, 1733 nucleotides long. RefSeq names its product G-type lectin S-receptor-like serine/threonine-protein kinase LECRK2. Gene Ontology annotation, biological process: protein phosphorylation. The record is from RefSeq and is a predicted model, not a curated record. Gene Ontology annotation, molecular function: protein kinase activity; ATP binding. Lineage: Eukaryota; Viridiplantae; Streptophyta; Magnoliopsida; Solanales; Solanaceae.
AUGGCUUCUACAAUUGUCCCUUAUCUGUUUCUACUUGCAUUUUUAGUGCUUCCACCUUCAACAAUUGCUAAAUCUUACAAAAACAUUAGUUUAGGUUCAACACUCACUACAAGUGAUGUUACUAAUUUUUGGCCAUCCCCAUCUGGUGAAUUUGCUUUUGGCUUUCAAAAAAUUGGAAAUGGUUCAUCAGGAUUCUUACUAGCCAUUUGGUUCAACAAACUCAAAGAAAAGACCAUAGUUUGGUCAGCCAAUAGAGAUAUAUUCGCGCCGGAUGGAUCCAAAAUUCAGCUCUCCAUGGAUGGAAGACUAGUACUCACUGAUCCAAAUGGUCAAGAAAUAUGGGCUCGUGGCGAGCCCAGUGCUGGACCGGCCUAUGGAGCCAUGCUUGACACUGGAAACUUUGUACUAGCAACAAUCAGUAUUAGUUCAGCCACUCAAUGGCAGAGCUUUGAUGAGCCAACCGAUACGAUUUUGCCUGAUCAAGUACUUAAUCGAAGAACCAGAGUUUGUUGGAAGAAAAGGUAUCCGCUUUUAAACGGGAGGGCGGAUCCUGCAGAAGGAGGGAAAGCGCUUUUAAAAAUAGGGAAAGACAACUCCACAGUGGGACUGACAACAACAACUACUACUACUACGCCUCAGUCUCAAGAUGGUGAAAAAAGGAAAAAUCAAUCUAGUCUAAUCAUUUCUGUUUCUAAGAAGCUACAAACGGAUUCGAAGAAGUGUUGGGAACCGGGGCCUUCUCAACAGUUUACAAAGCGGUUCUUUAAUGACGAAAAUGGGAAAAUCGUCGCUGUCAAGAAACCACACAAGACAGUAACAGAAGGAGAAGAAGGAUUCCAAGCUGAAGUGAAUUCAAUCAGCAGGACUAAUCACAAGAACUUGGUCCAACUCCUCGGGUUCUGCAACGAAGGCUAACACCGUCUUUUGGUAUAUGAACACAUGAAAAAUGGCUCAUUAGCAGACUUGUUAUUCAAAGAUUCUAGGCUUAAUUGGUCCAAAAGGGUACAAGUUGCUAUAGACACUGCUAAAGGGCUUUGCUAUUUUCAUGAAGAGUGUCGUGCCCAAAUUAUACAUUGUGACAUCAAGCCCCAAAAUGUGCUCUUAGAUGAAAGUCUGACAGCAAACAUAGCAGAUUUCGGAAUAGCCAAGCUUUGGGGAAAGAUCAGACUUCGAACGACCACUAAGGUACGUGGAACGAGAGGAUACGUUGCCCCAGAGUGGUUCAGGAACACGGCUAUAACCAUCAAAGUGGACGUAUACAGCUUUGGAAUCUUGCUUUUAGAGCUGAUCUGCUGCAGAAAAAGUUACAAGCAGGACGUGGCGAAUGAGAACGAGAUGAUACUUGCGGAGUGGGCUUGUGAUUGCUAUAGAAGAAACGAGUUGCAUUUACUCGCAGGUGAUGAUGAAGAGGCAAUAGAAGAUAUCAUGAGGUUCGAGAAGUUGUUGAUGGUUGCUAUUUGGUGCAUUCAAGAAAAUCCAACAUUAAGGCCUAGCAUGAAGAAUGUCAUGCUAAUGCUUGAAGGUUCUGUGGAAGUCUCAAUUCCUCCUGACCCUUUUUCCUUUUUCUGUUCUGUUUAGACCAAGAGAAAAGGUGCAAAUAUACCCCUCAACUUUGCGAUAUAGAGCAGAUAUAUCUCCAUUAUAAAAGUGGUGUAAAUAUACCCCUGCCGUUAUAAAAUGGUGCAAAUAUGCUCUUUUUGCUGACAGAAUUUUUUUUAAAAUCAUUUAGUUUA